Molecule: messenger RNA, 922 nt
Organism: Paramecium pentaurelia
Lineage: Eukaryota; Ciliophora; Oligohymenophorea; Peniculida; Parameciidae
Source: the annotation of a GenBank genome assembly
UAUGAGCAUAAAUUAAUCAAAUGAAAGAUAAAAACUACCUCCAAUUAAAUUAGAUUCAGGGGAUGUGUAUGAUGGAGAAUGGAAGAACGGGAAGAAGGAUGGUUUUGGUAAGUAUGAGACAAUUGAUAAAUCCAUUUAUGAAGGGGAAUGGGUGGAUGAUAAAAUUGAGGGAAAAGUAUAAAAUGCAUUAUUUUAGGGGAAAAUACUUCAUGCAGAUGGAAAUUGUUAUGAUGGAGAAUGGAAAAAUGAUUUCGCUUAUGGAAAAGGUACUUAUAUUCGCCCUAAUGGGACAAAAUAUGAAGGAGAAGUAAAUUUUGUUUUAGAGUGUUAAGUGGGAAAAUAAUAAGGAAAAUGGAAUGGGGCUUGACAGUUUGGAGGAUGGAACUUAAUAUGAAGGUUAAUAUUUUUAAGGAAAAAGACAUGGCAAAGGGAUUCUGAAUUUUGAAGAUGGAUCAAGAUAUGAAGGUAAAUUUUUAGAUUUAAUUAUAAGGAGAAUUUUAAUUUGGUUAAAUUAAUGGUUUUGGUACUUACAUUUGGCCUGAUAAAAGAUUUUAUAAAGGGUAAUGGAAUAACAAUAUGAUGCAUGGGAAAGGAUAUUUCAUUUAGAUAGACGGAAAAACAUAUAAUGGUGUAAUCAAUUAGUUUUUAGUAUAGGAAUACAAGGACGAUUAAAAGCAUGGUAAAGGAGUUUACAGAUGGCCUGAUGGAAGUAUAUUUAAUGGCACUUGGGUUUAAGGUAAUGAAAUAUUAAAUUGAAAAAGGAAAAUAAAAUGGAGUUGGAAUUUUUUAGUCAAAAAAUAAAGAAGUAAUAGUGGGAUUAUGGGAUUAAGGAAAUUUAGUUUCGUUGUUUGAAUAAUCUGAAAUAGAUUAAUUAAUUAAAGAUUAGAUAAUUAAUAGAGAAGAUAUAGAAAAAUUAUAAUGA